Messenger RNA from Acanthisitta chloris (rifleman), 933 nucleotides. RefSeq names its product serologically defined colon cancer antigen 8 (gene SDCCAG8). Gene Ontology annotation, cellular component: centriole; centrosome. Gene Ontology annotation, biological process: tube formation; neuron migration; centrosome cycle. NCBI's taxonomy places the organism in Eukaryota, Metazoa, Chordata, Aves, Passeriformes, Acanthisittidae. The transcript is spliced from 7 exons. The annotation marks the transcript as partial. The record is from RefSeq and is a predicted model, not a curated record.
AGAAAGAGAUGACUUGAUGGCUACACUUGUUUCACUGAGGCAAAACUGGAAAGAGAUGCAGCAGAGAGAAUCUAAUGCUCGUAAGCAAGUUGAACAUGCUGUGCAAGUGGCAGAAGAGGCCAAUUUAGAAAAAACAGAGGCUCUAGUCUACUGUGAGCAACUGAAAAGUGAGAUGGAACGGCAGAAGACUUGUCUUGAAAGGGAGUUAACUGCCCAGAUAAACAAGAGGGCUGAUGAAAAAGAAGCACUGCGGGAAGAAAUGAAGAAGGAAAGGGAGGACUUGGCAGCUAUGGUAACAACUUUGUCUGAGGAUGUGGCUGCUUUGGAGGCUCAAGUAGAGAGAAUUACAAGGGAGAAGAAGUCCCUAGUUAACCAGUUAGAAGAAUCACAACAUAAGCUUGCAUCUCAGGAAACAGAGAUGAAUAAGGUGUGUGGAGAAAUGCGCUAUCAGUUGAAUCAAACCAAAAUGAAGAAGGAUGAGGCAGAAAAGGAGCUCAGAGAGUACAGAACAAAAACUAUAAGGGAGCUUGAAAUUAAGGACCAGAAAAUAGAAAAACUGGGAUUAGAGCUGAAUGGAAACAAACAGCGUUUGGAACAAGCCCAGCAGGAUGUGACAGGAGCCAGAGAGGAGUGCCUAAAACUGACAGAACUGCUGAGUAAAUCUGAGCACCAACUGCACCUCACCAGAAUGGAGAAAGAGAGCAUUCAGCACAGCAUUAGCAAUGAAGCAAAGGCCCGAGCCCUUCAGGCCCAGCAAAGAGAGCAGGAGCUGACACAGAAGAUGCAGCAAAUGGAGGCCCAGCAUGAGAAAACUGAAGAUUAGAUAGAAGAACUGGAUUCAUUGCUGACCUCCCAGAAUACAUUCAUAGCAAAAAUAAAGGAAGAAUGUUGUAUGUUGGCAAGGAAGUUGGAACAAAUGUCAGAAAAAUACAG